Molecule: messenger RNA, 984 nt
Organism: Sphaeroforma arctica JP610
Lineage: Eukaryota; Ichthyosporea; Ichthyophonida
Exons: 2
Biological process (GO): proteolysis
Molecular function (GO): metalloendopeptidase activity
Source: RefSeq, a predicted model, not a curated record
AAACAAGCGCUAUUCCAAGCCGCCCAUGAACUACAACAUAUCAUCAACCUCGACACCGUCACCACCGGCCCUGUGACGGCCUUGUCCUUGCCCGUGUGCUACAAGGCGGUCGAUGCUGUGUGGGCUAGCAUGAAGCUCAGGCCUCUCAUAGCCCUGCAGGUGUUAGCGGGGGCGCAGGUAUACGCCAUGUGGUCGUAUCUGAACUUGUACAUGGAGCGGUAUAAGGAGAAGCGUGCGGAUGAGGGGGCGGCACGGUACUCUAAGGCAAUGGCCCAGGCGGGUAUCGAGCGCUUCGAGCGCGUGCAAGCACUAAACAUACAGCAGCGUCAACGCAUCAGAGACGCUCAGUGUCCUCAGGUGACGGAUGAGAACAGGAUCACGAGCAUCACCACAUUCGAUGAAUGGGGCAACGACACUCGCGACACCACACACGCCCCGUUAGACGAGAGGAUAGAUGUGAUACGCGCGAUUAUGACGGCGUGAGUGUGAGUGUGAGUGUGUUUGAGCGUGAGUGUGUGAGUGCGUGUGGAGGGGGUUGAUGUGUAGCAAUCCCUUCGCAUCCGAUGGAAGGGCGAGGGAGAGACCAUCUCGUUCGAUGAGUAGAGCAACGAUACACAGACACCGUACACUCACCGUUGACCGAGAGGAUAGACAUGUGUUGGGAUUUUGUGUGAGAGGGAUCAUUCACAAGCGGAACUGUAUAGUUGACAGCUGACGUGCGAGAAGAAGGGCAAAAGUGGCCCAAUAAUUGUUAAUGGAUAAAGAUGGGGAACCACACCUAAGACAAUGGACAUGCACCCCUGGACGAGAGGAGGGACCUACUUUGUCCUAUUGUAAGACAACAGCAAUGCGUGAGAGUAUGGAUGUAUAAGACACUUUAUGUUCGAUGAGAAGGGCAAAGGUGACCCCAUAAUUAAUGGUCAAUGGUUGUAGAUGGGGGACGACACCUAAGGCAAUGGGCAUGCACCCCUGGACGAGAGGAGG